AUGAACAGAAGAUGUUGGGUUAAUCGGUUUCCCGGGUCAUGGGUCGAAGUUGCGGAUACGGUUCAAUGGGGCCUGAUCCAACAAUUGGUAUCAGAGCGAAGGUUGAAGAGGGCCGGUUUGAGAGUCGACUUUCGAAAGGAAGGAGCCUUCGGGUGCGGGGCUGCCAUCACAGCGAAAGCCGGGUGUUUGGCAAUGGCUGGUGUUUGGCAAUGGCUUCUUCGAGGUUCAAGUUGA
Messenger RNA from Lactuca virosa, 234 nucleotides. Lineage: Eukaryota; Viridiplantae; Streptophyta; Magnoliopsida; Asterales; Asteraceae. The record is from the annotation of a GenBank genome assembly.